Musa acuminata AAA Group (dessert banana) is the source of this 1706-nucleotide messenger RNA. RefSeq names its product premnaspirodiene oxygenase-like. Lineage: Eukaryota; Viridiplantae; Streptophyta; Magnoliopsida; Zingiberales; Musaceae. The record is from RefSeq and is a predicted model, not a curated record. The transcript has 2 exons. Gene Ontology annotation, molecular function: monooxygenase activity; iron ion binding; oxidoreductase activity, acting on paired donors, with incorporation or reduction of molecular oxygen. The coding region runs from base 22 to 1560 and encodes 512 amino acids.
AGAGAGCAUCUGUGGUUCUCCAUGGAACUGCUGCAGCUCCCUUCCAUCCCCAUCUUGGUGUUCUCCUUCCUCUUCUUGCUCCUCUUGAUCAAGAAGAGAGGAUUCAGCGGUUGCAGAAAUGAGAGCUACCCACCACGUCGUCCCCCAGGCCCAUGGAAUCUACCCUUCGUCGGAUGCAUGCACCACCUGGUCGGGCAGCUCCCCUUUCGCGCAUUCCGCGAGCUCGCCCGCAAGCAUGGCUCCCUUAUGCUCCUCCGGCUUGGCCAGGUCGACGUCGUCGUCGCCUCCUCGAGCGAAGCCGCCGAGGAGAUCUUGAAGAACCAGAGCGUCACCUUCGCUUCCCGGCCCGAGUUCCUCGCUACCAAGUUCAUCUUCUACGGCCCAACCGGCAUCGGCUGGUCCCCCUACGGCCCUUACUGGAGGCAGCUGCGAAAGCUCUGCUUCAUGGAGCUUCUCUCCGCCCGGCGCAUCCGGUCUUUCUCCUCCAUCAGGACGGAGGAGACCCUUGACCUGAUGAGAGACAUCGCGAGGUCGGGCGGAACCCCCGUCAACAUGACCGAGAAGCUCUUCGGGCUGACCAACGCCGUCGUCUGCCGGGCGGCGUUCGGCAAGCUGCGCGAGCACCGGGAGAGGUUCGUCCCGCUCAUCAAGAAUGCUAUGGUGCUCGCCGGUGGCUUCUGCGUGGCCGACAUGUUCCCGUCGCUCAAGCUCAUCGACAUCCUCUCGGGUGCCGAGUUCAGAUUGCGGCGGGUCCGGCGGCAGCUAGACGAGGUCCUGGGCUACAUAAUCAAGGAACAUGAGGGCAAGGCUUCCGUGAGCAGCGGCGACAAAGCUGACGAGGUAGACGACCUGGUGGACGUGCUGCUGAGGCUCAAAGACGACCCCAAACUGGAAGUGCCCUUGACGAUGGAAGACGUCAAGGGUGUGAUCGUGGACAUGUUCAUGGGGGGCACCGAGACGUCUUCGACCGUCGUCGAAUGGGCCAUGUCGGAGCUGAUGAGAAACCCGGAGAUCAUGGAGAGAGCGCAGAAGGAAGUGAGGGAAUUAGCUGCGCAACGGAGGAACAGAGUAGAGGAGAGCGACAUCUCCGAGCUAAACUACAUUAAGCUAAUCAUCAAGGAGACGCUGCGGCUUCACCCGCCGGCCCCGCUGUUACCGAGACUGUGCAGGGAGACCUGCGAGGUCAUGGGGUACAGGAUCGACGCCGGCACUCGCGUCUUCGUCAACUUAUGGGCGAACGGCAGGGAUGCGCGUUACUGGGACGACGCCGAGACAUUCAAACCAGAGAGGUUCGAAGGCAGCGCCAUGGAUUUCAAGGGAGUCGACUUCGAGUACUUGCCGUUCGGGGCCGGGCGGAGGAUAUGCCCCGGAAUGGGUUUCGGGAUGGCGACCGUGGAGCUCGCCCUGACUCACCUCCUCCUGCACUUCGACUGGGAGCUGCCCCAUGGAAUGAGACCGGAGGAGCUCGACAUGUGCGAGACCAUGGCGUUAAUCGCACCGAGGAAGACUGAGCUGAAGCUGAUCGCUACCGUUCGAGUUCCUCUCCCCGUCGCUACCUGAAGCUUUCUUACAUCGCUUUCUUGUCGGUGCACUCAGUCUAUACAAUCAAGCAGUCGGAAAAUUUGAGUUGAAAAAUGAUAUCAAUGUCAUUAUCUGCCUUGUCAAAUCGUACUACGAUUGUCAAUGCAUAUGGUAGAAAUCAUGAA